AACAUAAAUUGCCAAAAAUAAACAAGGCUUAAAACGCUAUACAAGUUACAAGUCAAAAUAAAAUCCUACGAAGUCAGUCACAACAAAAUUGCUUUACUUUAAAUUUCAAUCGACUAAAGAAAAAAAACUUGGAAUAUAAGGUUGGCGUGUCUCGCGUAACUGUUUUCCUUACAUAUUCGUGCACUUAUCGCCUAGACCGUAUUGCCGUCAAUCUUGUAGCCAAUCUGUUCACCUACAUCGUUAAAGUUAGUUGAGUUAGGUGGCUUACGCGGGAACCUAGCAGUCUAGCCAUGUCCGUGUACCCCGACGCUCUGGAACACACCUCUAUAUACCUUCGUGCUCCCUAUGAUAGUGAAGAAAGUGAUGGAGAGGGAGGGCUCGGCAAUCUGAGUCGCCUUAUCGUACGUCCUCCCGGUCAGAGCGGUAAAGCCAAGCGUGGUCAGCUGUGUUUCGAUGCAGCCUUUGAAUGCGGAAACCUGGGCCGAGCCGACCACAUCACCGACCUGGAGUAUGACUUAUUCGUACGCCCUGACACGUGUCGACCGAGAGCCAGGUUCUGGUUUAAUUUCACCAUUGAAAAUGUUAAGCAGGAUCAGAGAGUCAUACUAAAUAUCGUGAAUUUGGGCAAAGAAACGACGUUGUUUGAUACUGACAUGACUCCGCUGGUGCGAUCUACAUCACGACCAAAAUGGCAACGAAUCCCAAGAAGACUGAUAUUCUAUCACCGCUCACUAGCACACAGAGGGCGAAAGAUAUUAAGCAUAGCGUUUGCGUUUGAUCGUGAAGAGGAUGUGUAUCAGUUCUCAGCAGCCGCCUCUUACUCCUACUCGCGGCUUCAGAAACAUUUGGCCGCGUGGGAGAAAAAAGCGCAAGCGUUUGCUACGAGACAAUCUAUCGCUCAAACAACCCAAAAACGUCGCAUUGACCUUGUCACAAUCGGGGACUACAAUUUCAAGGAAAAGGAUAAAGAUUUUAAAGAAGAAACAAUUGUUCCUAAAAUCAAGACAGCAGAGCAAAAGAAACGCGUCGUUCUUAUUAUUGCUAGGACACACGGCGGGGAACCCCCUUCUUCAUUUGUCUGUCAAGGGUUGCUGGACUUCUUGCUUGGGUCCUCUGAGAAGGCCUUAGCUUUGAGAAACAACAUAGUUCUAGAGGUAAUACCGAUGUUAAAUCCAGACGGAGUUUUCCUCGGCAACCAGAGGUCAGACUUACUCGGCGGCGACCUCAAUCGUUGUUGGAACAGAGCCACUAGCUACGCGCAUCCAGCUCUCGUAGCCGUUAACGAUCUUUUAAAGAAACUCGCUUCAGAAAAAACAGUGCAAUUAGACUUUAUUAUCGAUAUACACGGUGAUAUAAGCCAUGAGGGUGUAUUUGUUCGGGGAAAUUCUUACGAUGACGUCUACAGGUUCGAGCGACAUGCAGUACUUCCAAAGUUUCUGGGCGCUCGUAUAGAGGCCUGGAGGCCCGAAGCCUGCUUUUACAACGCGGACUCGAUCCUCGCUGGCACCGCCCGAAGAGCUCUACCCACGGGAUCUAUUGACGCUUACACCGUCCUUGUUUCAUUAGGCGGGCGGAGAUUAGCUCCUAGAGGGCCAUAUAUUCAUUACACAGAAGAUGCUUAUUCAAAAAUAGGCAGAUCCCUAGCGAAAUCUCUGUGUGAUUACUAUAGGCACAUAGGCAUCAUUCCACCAAGAGUGGGUCGAAGCAAAAAGAAAGAUCGCGGCAGACGGCGGCGUAGACGACCGGUUGUGGAACGAGAUAGGUCACCAAGUUCGUCCCCGGAGCGGCGCGUGCUGGCUGGCCGCGUGCUGUCGCCGUCUCUGCCCAAGGUGUCACCACCUGCGCUGCAGGCGCUGCCGGCGAGGUUAUCACGGCGGCCUAUAUUAAAAUCUAGGCCUCGAACCGUGGCAUAUGCUGAGAAAGUAUUGCCUUUAAUUACAGGAACUGCUGUAAAAACUCCUCGUCUAGCAGUGGUAGAUAUGAGCGCAUACAUACAAACUCCCAAAGAUUUUGUGAAACAUCGACCAGAUAAGUCGCAGCUCCGGGUUCGCAGGUCUACGCGACUUUCAAGACCCAGGUUUACCAGUGACGAGUACGACACGCGCGAAUCUGACUCCUAGACACGUCCAAAAGACUACUAUAGGUUGUGGUUUUAAUAAGGGUAAUAUAUUAAAGUUAUAUCAAAUAAAACAAACAUGAUUUUUAUUGAAACGUAUAAUGUCGAAGCUUCCAUAUUUACAAUCACUAACUUCUAUCGUUCAGUCAUCUCAUUCUUAGAACAAAUCUUAUUGAACACUAUUAUCACUACAAAUUCUACAAUCAUAACGGCAAAUGAAAAACGAGACUGAGUAUCGUUAUCGAGAUUUAUUUUUGAACAUUUUUUUUUAUUUUAUGACAAUUUUGGUUUCAACGUAAACGAUUCGACUUCA
Molecule: messenger RNA, 2429 nt
Organism: Trichoplusia ni (cabbage looper)
Lineage: Eukaryota; Metazoa; Arthropoda; Insecta; Lepidoptera; Noctuidae
Product: cytosolic carboxypeptidase 6-like
Exons: 12
Coding region: 291-2120 (609 amino acids)
Biological process (GO): proteolysis
Molecular function (GO): metallocarboxypeptidase activity; zinc ion binding
Source: RefSeq, a predicted model, not a curated record